Drosophila ficusphila is the source of this 1746-nucleotide messenger RNA. It is a transcript of the gene Es2, whose product is annotated as splicing factor ESS-2 homolog. The transcript has 2 exons. The record is from RefSeq and is a predicted model, not a curated record. The coding region runs from base 107 to 1624 and encodes 505 amino acids. Lineage: Eukaryota; Metazoa; Arthropoda; Insecta; Diptera; Drosophilidae. Gene Ontology annotation, cellular component: catalytic step 2 spliceosome.
AAAAAUCGGCGGGCACACCACUCCAAAAAUAAUAAUAAAAAAAGAGUUUCUCUCUUUCGGUUUCAAAACAUUGUAAUUUUCGAUACAAAAGAGAAAACACCGGGCGAUGAACAGGACGCCGCAGACACCUGCCACACCGGGAACUCCUGGAACACCUGGAACUCCUGGCAGCUUGGCCAUGGAAGUGGCUCGGGUCCAAAACUCUGCACUGGCGGAGUUCAAGAAACCCUCGCCAAUGGUGCGCCGUAAAAACAAACCGAAGAUCCUCACGGAGGAGAAGUAUAUCGAGGAGAUGUCCAAGAUCAUCCAGCGGGACUUUUUUCCGGAUCUCGAGAAGCUGCGCGCCCAGAAUGAUUACCUGGACGCGGAAUCACGGCGGGACUUUGUCCAAAUGGCUGAGAUUCGGGAGCGAUACAGUCUGGGCAGGAUUCCCGGAACGGGAAGGAACAUGGGCAGAAGGAACAACCAGCGAAACAAUGCCAUGUCUCCGGCCACAUUUGAGACGCCAGUUAGCCAGGCCAACGGUAGCAAUACCCCGUUUCCCAAUUCCCGGGCCAACGACACCCCUUUGUCCACAACCAGCUCCGAGAAGAGCAUCGCCGAGGGCAGAGACACAACUUCGAAGCUCUCCCUCGACGCCUUCCUGCAAAGCUACACCAGCGAGGAUAACCAGAGCUUCCAGGAGAUCAUCGAGACGGCGGAGGCGAAGCUUCGCCAGAAGUACGCUGUGCUGUACAACCACGAGAAACUGUCCGCGGAGCAACUGCAGCGUGCUCUAAUGCUGCCGAGCAUAGAGAAGCAAUUCGAGGAGCCGGAUCCGUUGAGGAAAAUAGAAACGUGGAACUACACGAACAUGAACUCAAUAAUGUAUGUGCCCGAUGGCGUGGAGUACACGGAGGAGGAGCGUGUCCAGUUGGCGGAGCGUAAGCAGAGCAUCCAACACAAUGCCACCCGGCUGCCAGAUGAAGCUAAACACGAGACGGAGGGUAAAAAGAUGGAUGAGGUGCCCGCCAAGGGAGCAAAUGAAUCCACUGCCACACCAAGGAUACGAGGAUUUGAUCUACUGCGUUCCCCAUCCCCAAGACCCGGAGAGGCCUUCUCGCCCAUCAUGACUUGGGGUGAGAUCGACGGCACUCCCUUUCGUCUCGAUGGAGGCGAUACACCAUUGCGACCCACGCAGGGACCCUCGUUUCGGAUCAACGAGAACUCGCGGCGCGAAAACAUUGCCAUCGCUCUGGCAGAAAAGGUCAGCGAAAAGAUGCGGAACCAAAAGCAAAUGGCCUUGGACACGGCGCGUCGGAACAUUGGAUCCCCACUGAUUCGCACUAACAUGGAGCGACUGGCCAGCAUGUCGCCAGCAGCUCAGUUGCUGGCCACCGGAAAGCUGGGGCUCCGCGGAACGCCAAGAUCAUCGCACACGCCGUCGCCUCUGAGCGCCCGCAAACGCAAGAUUACGCCUGGAGUUGUGAGGAACACCACCACGACGCCACUGGGUCCACCGAAACAACAGCCGGGCAAAAUUAGCACACCGGCCAAGAGCUCCGGCAUUGAUACGGGCUCCACGCUAACUGAUGACCUGCUCAAGAUUCCCACAAAGCGACGCACUGCAGCCGAUUUCUUCUAGCAUAUAUUACCUUCUCUGUUCAAGUUUAGUUUCAAUGCAAUACCUCAUUAUCCUUGAACUUUACUGCUAAUAACAAAAUAGAAAGACCCAUUCCCAGGAGUUGGUUAAAUGAUGAUAAGAGA